AUGGCACACUCGAACUCCUCAUUGACUGCGCAGUCACUGACAGAGCCGCUCUUUCGCAGGAUCAGACCAUCCGCUUCCGUCCAAUCCUGUUCAAUCGAGGAUAAUCCACAGAUUGCCCAUUCUGUCUCCGGGCAGCAUCCCGAUAUCAUCAGACGCAAUACUGACGGAGAAGUCAACGAUCAAGCUUCAAUUCCAAUACACUCAUCAUCAAGCCAGGGGUCGAAGUUUCUUCUUGCCGUCGAUUUUGGAACAACAUAUUCGACUGUUUCAUAUGCCAAGAUAAAUCAGGGCAUCGACUCAACAUCACUCGGGAUCAACGACAUACAAUGUAUUGAUAGCUACGCCAAGGCAGUUGGACGUACAGAUUCUCGGAAUAACUGUAGGAUAGACAAUGUCCCCACUGAAAUCCUAUAUAUCGGUCCUGCCAUUUCGACUGCAGAUAUUCACGACUCGGACUCCGACCCCGACUCCGAUACGUUGUCCGAGACCUCAUCUUUCAGUAUCGUAGUACCAGAAGCAGAUGAAAAUGGCAAAGGAAUCGGUCGACCACGGCAGAAGAAACGUAAAAGAAGAGCAGCUAAAACUGGGACGGAUAUAGCGCAGAGAAAGUGGACACGGCCUCGGGAAAUUUCAUUAAAAUGGGGUUUCCACGUCCAGGAUAUGCAGAAGUACCCCCAACAACUUCAGUCCUAUCAGUCAAGCGAGGCUGUGAAGCUCAUUAAAUUGUCGCUGGGUGACGAGGCCAAGCAUCUGACCGAGAAGCGCAAAGAGCUAGCUGAGCAAGUUGAAAGAUUACAAUCCCUACACUUUGUGCAGAAUCGCGACCACAUCCUCCAAGACUACCUCACACGACUUUUGAAUCAUGCGAGAAGCGUCCUCAGAGAAAAUUCUGGCCUCAACGACCAUUCGGAACUUGAAUUCGUUCUGUGCGUCCCAGUGUCGUGGUCAGAAAGUGCUUGCCGUAUCAUGCACGAUGCAAUGGCAAGGGCAAUACAGAAUUGCAGGCUUGAGUCUCUGGAAGAAAAUGUUAUCAGCAACCUCUUCAUUGUAUCGGAACCAGAAGCAGCUGCCCAAUUCGUGCUAGCCUCACUGGGCAGGAACGGCAGGCUUUCCAAAAAUGAGGUGUUCAUACUAUUAGACGCUGGGGGGGCACAGUGGAUAUUACGACGUACAGAGUAA
Exophiala aquamarina CBS 119918 is the source of this 1179-nucleotide messenger RNA. RefSeq lists its product as uncharacterized. Bases 1 to 1179 code for a protein of 392 amino acids. Lineage: Eukaryota; Fungi; Ascomycota; Eurotiomycetes; Chaetothyriales; Herpotrichiellaceae. The record is from RefSeq and is a predicted model, not a curated record. The transcript has a single exon.